AUGAUCAAGGAUCCCGCGCGGUCCGAAGUAUCGUGGACGUUGAUGAGCGAGCCAGAAAGUGUGAAGACUUAUCGGGCGAACGUGAACCUGAAAGUGCGCUUUAAGAAAGGCAACGGCCUCACAGUUCCCCUGAUACAGGAUCUUACACAGCUGUCCCAUCGAGCGCGAGACAACAGCUCAAUUUUGCGCAUUGUCAUCUCGGCGGAAGGUAGAUAUUUCUGCGCUGGCAUGGGCUUAGGCGAGGGGACAACACCGGUUGCUCAGACGAAAGAAGCCAGUGACGGAGAAUAUGACCGGAUGACAAGGCAUUUCGAAGCAACUGAUAACGCGCGUCAAGUGAUGGUGGCUGCGAUCAACAGGCCAGCAUUUGGUGGCGGAGUUGGACUUGCGUUUGCGUGCGAUGGCAGAAUUGCGGUCAUCUCGGUGACGGUCACGUUGAGUGAGGCAAAGCUCGGACUGUGUCCAGCGACAAUCGCAAUACAUCAUCAGAGAUGGGGUCUGGCCUUCACACAAGAGGCCAUGCUCUCUGCUCGCCCGAUAACAAUGCCUGAGCUCCGGUCACUCGGGUUGGUUGCAAAAGUGGUGGAUGAACCUACACAGCUGUCCGCAGAGUUGGAUCAAUAUCUCUCUCAGCCAAAGAUAGCGAAGCCGGAGGCAUCAGGCAUGUGGAAGCAACUUAUCAGGUGGGGAUGGGCACACGUUGGGCGUGAUGAGCAGGAGAAAGGCGUCAAACAGCUGUACGACAAGAUGAUGCGGUCGGAUGGCGAAGCUGCGAUUGGGCUGAAGGUGUUUCAAAUCACGCGAGAGACGCUUGACUUAGACGGCAUAAGCAUUGCCCGGAUGGCGGCUGCUUCCAAGUGGAAGCUGUCAGUGUCAUGGCGAUAA
Messenger RNA from Cladophialophora yegresii CBS 114405, 885 nucleotides. RefSeq lists its product as uncharacterized. The transcript has a single exon. The record is from RefSeq and is a predicted model, not a curated record. NCBI's taxonomy places the organism in Eukaryota, Fungi, Ascomycota, Eurotiomycetes, Chaetothyriales, Herpotrichiellaceae. Bases 1 to 885 code for a protein of 294 amino acids.